Paramecium primaurelia is the source of this 793-nucleotide messenger RNA. Lineage: Eukaryota; Ciliophora; Oligohymenophorea; Peniculida; Parameciidae. The record is from the annotation of a GenBank genome assembly.
AUGAACGAGAUUUUACUCAAUUCUUAAUCAUCCAAUUUUUUGAGUGAAGAGAUAAUCAAUAAAGCUACAAAAGAUCCUGAAACAAGAAACAAUAUCAUUAAAUUUGAAUAGUAAUUUCAAUUUGUUAAAAAUUAGUAAAUUGUUAUCGGUGUAUGCUCAUAAAUUUUCAAUCAUUCUAUUACCAAAAACCGAAUAAAUUUUAGGUAAAAUGUAAAAUAAUAAAAUAGAAUGGCAUGGAAUGAUUAGCAUAUCAUAUGGACUAUAUGCAAAAGGAAAAUUUAAAUUUGUAUUAACUUUCCCUAAAACCUUUCCAGAAUCUAUUCCUAAAAUAAGAUUUCUAAAUCCAUUAUUUCAUCCUUUAAUUGAUGAAUACAAUAAUGUAGAUGUUGACACUCUUAUUCCAAAAUGGAAAUAUGGACAAGAUUGUAUGGUAUAUAAUUUAUUAAACAAACUUUAUGAAAUGUUUAUUGAUAUAAGUUAUUAUGAUUGUGUCACAUCUUUUAACCCUCGAGCUGCUUAAUUAUUUUCAAAUGAUAUAAACUCAUAUGCUGAAGAAGUCAAUAAAUAAAUUGCCUAAUCUGAAUAAUAGCUUUAUGAUAACAAAAAUGAUUUCGUACUUAAAGUAUAUUAUUAUAUAAUUUUAUAGUUAAAAGAACCAACCUAUAACACAUAAACAAUUCUCUAAAAAUUAUAAGAUAUCAACUCUUCGAAAAAUUUAACAUUUGAAUAAAAGAAAAAGGAUCUAUUAAGUUAUAUACUCUAGUAAAGUAAGGAAAAUUAAAUUAUAGAAUGA